Messenger RNA from Nomascus leucogenys (northern white-cheeked gibbon), 3872 nucleotides. It is a transcript of the gene FBXO33, whose product is annotated as F-box protein 33. The record is from RefSeq and is a predicted model, not a curated record. NCBI's taxonomy places the organism in Eukaryota, Metazoa, Chordata, Mammalia, Primates, Hylobatidae. Gene Ontology annotation, biological process: positive regulation of protein ubiquitination; SCF-dependent proteasomal ubiquitin-dependent protein catabolic process. Gene Ontology annotation, cellular component: SCF ubiquitin ligase complex. Gene Ontology annotation, molecular function: protein binding.
GGAAGUCGCGCCGGUGCGCGCCGGACUCCUCCCACCAGCGGCGACGUCAAACUCAGCUCCUACCACUUCUCUGUCUCCGCCGACCGGCGCAGGGAGGGCUGCCUUUUCCUCACCGUAUGCCUUCAGGCUUCCGGGCCGCUGAACUUUACGAGCGAGGGCAGUGCAGUUACUCAGUGUGCCGGCCUCGGACGCACGUGAGUAGAGUUUGAGAGGACAGAGGCUGGCUCCCGGCAGGCCACGCCCGCAGAGGCCUUUCCCCCUCUCCACAACUUGUGCUCUACUUGGUUCCGCCGAGACCCACGACGGUUCCGCCCCCUUCUUCCUUGUCAUUGAUGUUGUUGUUCUUGUCAGUGCCGCAGCCCCGACCGCCGGGAGCUCGAACCCGAGCCGGGGCCGCCCGGGUAGCGCGGUGGCGGCGGCUGCGGCUGCAGCAGCUGCGACGGCUGCGGGGGCUGCUCCGGGUACUGCGGGGGCGGCCGGGAGCCGGCAGCCGGCGGCGGGGCCGGAUGGCUCUGUGCGGGCAGGCGGCGGGCGCUGCGUCGCUGCCCAGCGAGCUGAUCGUGCACAUCUUCUCUUUUCUGCCGGCGCCCGAUCGGCUGCGGGCCUCGGCCUCCUGCUCGCACUGGCGUGAGUGCCUCUUCUAUCCGGCCCUUUGGCCCCAGCUCCGCAUCUGCCUCCGCGUCUCGCCCGCGGAGCAGCCUCGGCUGGAAUUCCUCAUGCGCAAGUGCGGCUGGUUCGUGCGAGAGCUGCGUGUUGAAUUCGCCGCCGAGAACUACCUGAGCGGCGGUGGCCCAGGCGACGGAGGUGGCGCGGACACCGGGACUGGAGGGGAGGAAGUCGAGGCCCUGCAGCUCUCAGCUCGUUGGCUGGAAGUGCUGCGCACCUACUUGGAGCUGGUGCUUUGCGUGCUGGUCAGCAUCCGGAACAACAGGAACCUUCAGAAGUUUAGUCUUUUUGGAGACAUAAGUGUUCUACAACAGCAAGGAAGUUUGUCAAAUACAUACCUCAGCAAGGUGGACCCUGAUGGCAAAAAAAUUAAACAAAUUCAGCAACUGUUUGAAGAAAUCCUGAGUAAUAGUAGGCAACUGAAAUGGCUGUCCUGUGGGUUUAUGCUGGAAAUAGUAACCCCAACAUCACUGUCAUCUCUCUCUAAUGCUGUUGCCAACACCAUGGAGCACCUGAGUUUACUGGACAAUAAUAUUCCUGGUAACAGCACUCUUAUUACUGCAGUUGAACUGGAGCGAUUUGUGAAUCUGCACUCACUUGCCUUGGAUUUUUGUGACUUUACAGCGGAGAUAGCAAGAGUCUUAACUGAUAGCAACCAUGUGCCUUUGCAACGACUGUCUCUUCUGGUUCACAAUGUUUCCGUAAUGCACAAGUCUCUGGACAACAUGCCAAAUGAUGAGCAUUGGAAAGCCCUGUCGCGAAAGAGCACCAGCCUUCGGGUCUAUAUAAUGGCUUUUGAUAUCAAGAGUGAAGAUAUGUUAAAGAUUCUGAAACCCAGUAUACCACUAGAGAGGAUUCAUUUUGAUAGCUAUAUCACUUGUGUUUCAGGGGCUAUUGUUGAUCUUAUAUCCAGGCAAUAUGACAAGUUCCUCACUCAUUUUAUCUUAAUGAAUGAUGUGAUUGACACAUCUGGUUUUCCAGAUCUUAGUGACAACCGAAAUGAAGAUCCGUUGGUUUUAUUAGCAUGGAGGUGCACAAAGCUCUCUCUUCUGGCAAUUCAUGGUUACACGGUGUGGGCACACAACCUCAUUGCCAUUGCUCGUCUUCGGGGCUCUGAUCUGAAAGUGCUUGAAGUCACCGAAGAAAGUAUUGAUUUUGACCAAGGUGAACUGGCCGACCAGGAUGUAGAUCCAGUGCAUAACCUUAUUGAGCAGGUAUCCCUGGGCCUGGGUCAACCUUGGCACGCAGUCAUGGACAUCGAAUCACUCAGUGUCUUCACUGAACCAAAUCGUCAUUUUUACAGAGAGAUGCAAAGCUUCAGUGAAGACAUUUAGCUUUUUUUUAAUGUAGAAUUCCUGUGGUUACAUAUGCAAGUAGGGUCCUAUUAUGUUUUUUUUUUUCAGUAGUGUGAAUUAAUCCUUUUGUGCUGUGUUUAAUCAGUAUUAGCUUUAUAGAAUUAUAUAUGUAUAUUCUACUUCUUGAUCAAAGAACGUAGUCGGGUAUUGGUUUAGAAGUUCAAAGUGACAAUGUAUAGGGCUUUCACGGUUAAUGGACUUGUUACCAAACCUUAAGGAUAUACAGCCGAAGAUUGUCUGAGGUUGCUGGCUAACUUUUUCACUGAGUUACUCUGCCUUUUUGACGUUUUUAUUCUUUGUGUGUCAGAGUUCAGAGCUCAGGAGCCAAAAUAUUUUUAUACAUAUAUAGAUAUAUAUCCAUAGCCUGGUAGAUUUAUAUGCAAUGCACUGCAUCCAUGCAUUCUGAUAGCAUUUCGUUAAUUUUGAUUUCAAAUGGAAGAUAAAUAAUAUCCCAAAUGAAUUAUCUGUAACAGAAAAGCCAAGACUUUAACUUUCAUUACAUAUCUAAUAGUUGGUAUCACCAGUUACCAUUUUGAAAUUUGUAUAGUACUAGGUUAGAACAUUGCUUAAUCUUUUUUUAAAAAAAAAAAUGCAUUUACGUAAACAUGAAUACUGAAAUUGUUGGAUUUUUAAACUGUAUCUGACAUAAUAUUCAUCAAUUACAUUACACAUUCAUAUAUUCAUCAUACACAUAUUCAUCAGUUACAUUACACAUUCAUUUAGCCCAGAUUUCAAAUAGUGGGGGAAGAAAGAAACUGUAUUUCCGAGUAAAACCUUCUAAAGGAAAUAAAAAUACAGAGUUGUAAAUACACAUGCUUGCAAAAACAUUAGUCGUGAAAUCCCUAGCAACAAGUCACUGGAUUUUUCUCUGUCAGCACGCAUGUCAGCUGCCAAAGAAUAGACUUAAUGAAGAAGUGCCCACAUGCUGGCAGGGGCUGGCCCACUCUGGCCAGCCAGAUACUGCUAGAUUGUAAUAUUUAAGGUCGAAUUUCGACCUGUGGUACACAGCUGUGCUGUGGCUCAGUCAGCAACCUCAGAACUCUGAAAAAACAAAACAAAAAAAAAAAAAGAAAAAAAAAACAUGCACCUGUUUCACUGUGAAUAGUGAAUGUAAAGGAAAGAAAGGAAAAACUGAAAGCUUGUUCUAUCACAGGUAUGAGCUGCUAUGAUACAUGAAGAACAUUCCAUGAAGUAUGUUUUAAAACCUUGUUAUAUCUGAGAGGCUUUAAAAGCCUAUUAACUGUUUCAGGGCAACCGCGGUACAGACGUGGUCUCUGUGAGACUUCCACCUGACCCCAGUUUUAAGUGGUACGAAUGUUGUGCAUUUAAUGUUAAAGGACAGUCUGCAAUAAUAAAGUAAGUAGCCAACCUGGGUGCCCAGCAGUGCUGAGACCUGGCUGCUCUAUUGUAAGCUUUGGAAACACAAUUUAUGCAACAGAUGUCCAGAUAUGAUUCUAUUUAUGGAAAAAAGUUUAUAUGUGUUUUACAAAUGGUUUUACCAUCUUAUAUUAAAAUGACCUUUUGACAGGUGUGCACUGUUUUGUCUCCAGUGAGCACAUACCAUGCGGAUUUUAUAUGUACAUCAGUAGUGUGAAUCCACUGGCACAGUGUGUGUAAAUGCCAGAUGUGGUGAGAUUUUAUCUUAUAAAUGUGAUCAGAUAAAAUAACUCCUGACAGAAACUGUAAGGAAACCAGCUGAAUGUUUGACCUGAUGACUGAUGUUGUAUGGUUUAUGUUAAAUGUAUAUUCUUUUAAUCAAUGAAUAAAGCAUUAAAAAUGAUCAUUGUAAUAUAUUUUAUUGUAUAUGAAGCAUGACUACUUUUAGUGUUAAAUAAACUGCAAUAAUCCUUA